Microthlaspi erraticum is the source of this 711-nucleotide messenger RNA. NCBI's taxonomy places the organism in Eukaryota, Viridiplantae, Streptophyta, Magnoliopsida, Brassicales, Brassicaceae. The record is from the annotation of a GenBank genome assembly.
AUGGUGGGAGAAGAAGGUCGGAGAAAGAUGAUCAGACUUUUUUGUCCCUCAGCAUCGAAGAUUAUCGACUGGGUUGCUUGGAACGAUCAGAAACUGGACUUUAAAGCCAUAGCCGCAGCGUUUGAGCUCGAACCGUCGACGGUGAAGCUCAAUGGUCACUUCAUAAGCAGAGGUAUUGAUCUACUCGCCACUUGCGUGACGUGGCAGUCUCUGCUCGCUUUCUUCUCAGCUAGAGGCUUCUCAACUGGGGAAGACGAGUCCGGUGCUCUCUUCGUCGACGGCAAGCUCUGUAAAGUCGGUACCAAAAGAGCACACUCUGAUCCUCAAGAGGAUAUAACCUGCAACGAUCUUGGUCUAAUCAGAAACAAAAAGUUGAAAGACAAGUGUUCAGUUGAGGAACCUCUUGUCUCUGGAGGCAACAAGAGAAAGCUAUUGUCUGAAGAUAGGCACUCUCUCAAGAAACUUAAACUCAGCAUGGGUGAUAGCUGUGGUAAAUAUGUUGCAGGAAGACAAGGUGGAAACAGCAAAACGCCAUUGAAAUGCAGUUUCAUUAGUGAUGGUUUGAAGAGGACAAGAGAAGAUGAGAUGAUUGUUACUUCAGCUUUUAAUCUGAGAACUCAGUCAAAGAACGGUUUCUGUCCAACUCGGGACGGUGACCCUCCUUGCAGCGAUUUUCGACCCGAUUACUCGCCUGGAAGGCCGAGUUUUUGA